AUGGAGCCGGAGCCCGAUCAGCCAAAGGCUGCGGUCGGUGGGGGCCACCGCAAGCACCUGGCCAUGCUCGAGCGCCUCUCCAAGCGCUCCUCCUCCUCCUCGGUCGGCGCCCCACCCUCGGACUCCUCUGACGCCUCCCCCGUCGAGGCCUUCCUUUCCCGCUUCGCCGGCGCCAAGCUCGCCGCGGAGUCAGCGCUCUCCGCCUGCCGCUCCUCCUCCCCCGGAGACGACGCGACCGCAUCUCUGGCGGCUGCUGCGGUCGCCAUCGAUGACAUCGAUCGCCUCAUCGCCGAGGCGUCCCACGCACUGCCCCCAUACGAGCUCCGCGCGGCCCUCGCCACCGCCGCCGACCUCCGCGCGGCACACAGGGUCGCCGCCUCUGAGCUGCGUCCCAAGAAGUCCUUCUCCUUCAGGAACAAGAGCAGGAAUCUGAAGAACCCGCCUCAGGAUCAUGUCACCGCAUCACCACCGCAGCCACCUCCUCCGGAGCAGCCAAAGCCUAGUCUUGACGCGAUCCUACCAGGGUUCGGGUUCCGGGGCAGGAACGGCGCCACCCUUGCGAAGGAUCUGCGUGUCUCCAACGACAAGGAUGGGGAUUUCACGCUUGCGGAUUUGGUUUCCUGCGAGGUCUAUCUCAAGGGCAAAUGCCGGGCGCUGUACAUCCACAAGCUGAGAGAUUGCCGUGUGUUCGUCGGAGCUGUUCUUGGUUCUGUGCUUAUAGAGGACGUCGAAGGCUGCAUAUUUGUGAUGGCAGCACACCAGAUCAGGAUUCAUGAGGCGAGGGUGACGGAUUUCUACUUGCGGGUGAGGAGCAGGCCUAUCAUUGAGGAUUGCAGCGGCGUGAGAUUUGCACCAUACGUUUUGAAUUAUGAAGGGAUUGAAGAAGAUUUGGAGGACUCUGGACUUGAGGAGGAGACUGGUAAUUGGGCUAAUGUGGAUGACUUCAAGUGGCUCAAGGCAGUGCAGUCACCAAAUUGGUGUUUGGUUCCAGAGGAAGAACGAUUGCAGACUGUCAACAUUUCAGAGGUUCAUGAACAGGAGGAUGAUAGCUGA
Molecule: messenger RNA, 1053 nt
Organism: Miscanthus lutarioriparius
Lineage: Eukaryota; Viridiplantae; Streptophyta; Magnoliopsida; Poales; Poaceae
Source: the annotation of a GenBank genome assembly